AUGCAGGUCCAGACUGUCAAGCUUGAUGGUCUCCUGUUUCCCACACCAGCCUCAUUACAUCUCCUAGUAGAAGCACUGUGUUCUAUGCCCAACCUGACUGACCUGACACUUGGUAUGCAUCUCAAUGAGGAGUUCUACUCUGCAUUGAAAGCAAAGGCAUCAUCCAUACAGGGUUGUUUUCCUCAGAUCAGGAAGGGAAACUUCAGGUUGAAUGGAGUUACUCAAGAUGACUUGAACUCAUUUCUUCACACCCUCUCAAGGUCAUAUCGCCAACUAUCAGGAGGCAGUUACCAUGGCAACACAUACAACACAAGAAAUGUCUCAUCAGAGCAAUCAAGAGCGAUGUACCAAGAAACAAGGGCAAGCACUAGUCGUGUGAACCCAGUACAUACCAACACCAGUGUUUCCCUUGACACCCUUCCAAGGGGGUUAGGUGCCAAUAUUCCAGUCUUGCAAGAGUCUCAGGACAAUGCCCUUGUGAGGCAAGCUUUACAACAGCCAGGUACAUUGAGGAAUCAGACUGGUAUUUGUCCAGUCUAUUUAGAGAAUAAUGCACCACCGUGGAAUCCUCGGCCUAGUCAGCCCCAAUUUAUGCCUUCGGAUCUCCAAUCAGGCAUGUCUGCUGGAUACCACACCCCUACUCAAUACCAGCCAUGCAGUGGUUAUAAUUGCAGUCCUGAGUAUAGAGAGUUUAACUACAAUCCUACCUACCAUGCCACUAUGUCCAGUUCUGCUACAUCUCCUAACCCUCCAGUCUCAAGACAUGAUCAACCUACCAUGUCGGCAGGGUACCUUUCACCAACACAAUAUCCACCACCGGUUCCUGAGAGUACAGGUGCAAGACAUUCCACCAACUUUUCAUCCUCAAUCCAUAGUACAAGCAGGACUGGUAGAGACCACCCUCAACAACAACCCAUGAGUGAUGUACACUAUCCAAGAAGGGCAUUACCACCAUCAGACCACCCUCAACAGCAACCCAUGGGUGAUGUACACUCUCUAAGAAGGACAUCACCACCAUCAUACCACCCUCAACAACAACCCAAGGGUGAUGUACACUCGCUACGAAGGGCAUUACCACCAUCAGACCACCCUCAACAACAAUCCAUGGGUGAUGUAUACUCUCAAAGAAGGACAUUGCCAUCAUCAGACCACCCUCAACAACAAUCCAUGGGUGAUGUAUACUAUCCAAGAAGGACAUUACCACCAUCAGACCACCCUCAACAGCAACCCAUGGGUGAUGUACACUAUCCAAGAAGGACAUUACCACCAUCAGACCACCCUCAACAGCGACCCAUCAGUGAUGUACACUAUUCGAAAAGGACGUUACCACCAUCAAACCACCGUCAACAAAAAUCCAUGGGUGAUGUACACCAUCCAAGAAGGACAUUACCACCAUCAGACCACCGUCAACAACAACCCAAGGGUGAUGUACACUCGCUAAGAAGGGCAUUACCACCAUCAGACCACCCUCAACAACAAUCCAUGGGUGAUGUAUACUCUCAAAGAAGGACAUUGCCAUCAUCAGACCACCCUCAACAACAAUCCAUGGGUGAUGUAUACUAUCCAAGAAGGACAUUACCACCAUCAGACCACUCUCAACAGCAACCAAUGGGUGAUGUAUACUCUCAAAGAAGGACAUUGCCACCAUCAGACCACCCUCAACAGCAACCUGUGGGUCAUGUUAACCACCUAAGGAGAUCAUUAUCACCAUCAGACCACCCUCAACAGCAAUCCAUGGGUGAUGUACACUAUCCAAGAAGGACAUUACCACCAUCAGACCACCCUCAACAGCAACCCAUGGGUGAUGUAUAUCCAAGAAGGACAUUACCACCAUCAGACCACCCUCAACAGCGACCCAUCAGUGAUGUACACUAUUCGAAAAGGACGUUACCACCAUCAAACCACCGUCAACAAAAAUCCAUGGGUGAUGUACACCAUCCAAGAAGGACAUUACCACCAUCAGACCACCGUCAACAACAACCCAUGGGUGAUGUACACUAUGCAAAAAGAACAUUACCACCAUCAGACCACUGUCAACAGCAACCCAUCAGUGAUGUACACUAUUCAAAAAGGACAUUACCACCAUUAGACCACCCUCAACAGCAUGUUGGUAAUACAUCAGAUACUGUAUUUCAAUUCUCUCAGACACACAGAGAGUGUAGCAGUAGCUUGAGCAGGCCUUACAAGAGGCAAGCUACUCAAUCUCGGUCAAGAGUUCCACAGGAUGAUCCUGAAAUCCCAGAGAAACGAUCAAAGUAUGAAGUCUAGUUGCUAUGGUAUUGGUAGAGUAAGACAGUGGUAACACUUCAUCUUGACUUUGUGUAUGUAUGAUACAGGGCUCCACACUAAAUUUGUUUGGAAAAUACACAUGUACGUUCAAAUUUAACUUUUUCCACUCUGUAUGCAUUAGCCUUUUGUAAAGACAUCCAAAUUCUGGGGGUCCGGACCUAGAUUUUGGGCGUCCAUGUGUCACGGAUAGUCUGUUAGCUUCAAGUCCUGGGACCCAUUUCAUGAAGCCUUUUUUCAAUGACAAAAAUCAGUGACAAAUCUGCUGAUAACCAAUCAGAAGCAAGAACUUCACUAGCUCAUAACAAAAACUGUCAUUUGUCACUGAUUACAAGUUUUGUGAAAUGGGACCCUGGUGUUAGAAUAACCAUUUGAAGAGAAAGGGAUCGUAAUAUUGUCACAAUGUUUUGUGAAUGUGUACUUAAUAGCCCAAAACAGAGUUGCAUCAAGAGCCCAAUGUGUACCGGUACAUGUUUUAUGCUGAAAGGGGUCAUGUUGUGUGGAAAAUGUUUUCUGAAAAUACUCUAAAUAGGGGGUCAAUUUUUACUCAGCAAAGAAUUAUGCCUGUCAAUAGAAGGUGAUACUGCCAGCAACCAGUUGAUAUAAUGAUAAUAACGGUCACCGUGGCUUCUGAUAUAGUGAUGCUGUCAAGCCAUGACGCACCUUGCGCUCAAACAGUAUUACCCUGGUCCUAGGCGGCCUCUAAAUAUGUCCCACUUUGGCAUAUCGGGUGCCGAUGUACACCUGGGUGGAGAGUGGCAAAUGUUGAAUAAUGCCUUGUCAAGGAUGUUAGUGCAUUAGACAAUUAUGUAGUCCAUGUACCAAGUAUAUGUGUAUUAUUCAGUAGACUUGCAGUUGCACCAUGUGAGAGAGGGAGGGGGAGGGGGAGGAUUGGGCAGACCUGGAAAGGUGUAUCGUGUAUUGUAGACUUUUACCACUUUGUUCAUUCAUUCAGAUUAAUUUUAUUGGUCCAUUUUGAAAUUCAGUUGUUGCCAUUACAUAAAGCAUAUGAACAAUAUACAAUAGAAGGUGAUUUGCAUGCAAUGUAUGAAAUACCACUCAACUUUCACAAAGUGAGUUAUGAGUUAAAGUAUGUAAUUGUUCAAAUUAUCUUAUCGAAAUGUCACUGUAUUUGUCAAUGUCAUUACCCAUGUUCAAUACAAAAUAUAAUGAAGUAGAAUCUAAAUCAAUUUGUGAAUUUGUUACCAGAAAUACCCAGAUGUUAAUACCCACAUUGCUCCAGACAUCUUGUCUAUGAACUUGAUAGAACUCAACAUGAUAGUUGAGAACUGGCUUUGUCUGGUAAGGGUGUAUGAAUAAAGGCCCGAGUUAUCAGUGAAACAUUUUGUCUGACGUGGAUUAUUGUUUGUAAUUAACUACAUCCAGUUCUAGAUUUUAAAAUCCAUCUGAGGAAAUAUUUUCCUGGAUUUUUCUUUACAUCAUUCCAGUGUAGAUCACUAUGAACAUGACGGACAAAGAAAGCGGACAAAAUAUACAGUUUCUCAGGUAGACAAAGGAACAUCCCU
Strongylocentrotus purpuratus (purple sea urchin) is the source of this 3812-nucleotide messenger RNA. Its product is annotated as adhesive plaque matrix protein-like. The transcript has 3 exons. Bases 1 to 2268 code for a protein of 755 amino acids. Lineage: Eukaryota; Metazoa; Echinodermata; Echinoidea; Camarodonta; Strongylocentrotidae. The record is from RefSeq and is a predicted model, not a curated record.